Vitis vinifera (wine grape) is the source of this 996-nucleotide messenger RNA. RefSeq lists its product as uncharacterized. Bases 119 to 841 code for a protein of 240 amino acids. Lineage: Eukaryota; Viridiplantae; Streptophyta; Magnoliopsida; Vitales; Vitaceae. The record is from RefSeq and is a predicted model, not a curated record. The transcript has 4 exons.
AUAAGUUUCUAUGUUAUCCUCGUAUAAGUUGCUCAUAAGGAUCUUACACAGAUAAUUCACCUAGUGCGAACUUCACCUUGAAAGAAAAUCCCACCCCAGGCCAAAGUUAGAGGUCACCAUGGAAAAAUUUAUUAGGACUAACUCCAAGAAAGGAGCAUUAAUGGUUUUACUAGGAAUUCCUUUGGCUGUCUCUGCAGGCAUUUAUUUUGCAAUGAAGUACACGGAAAAAAAGAGUGAUCGUCUUUCGCCCCUUGUCGCCCUGCAUGGAGGCCAACAGGUCCUGAAGAGAUUGAUUGGUUAUCAUGGUGCUCUAGCAAAGAUGGACCUUGCUGAAGCUACGAUGAAGAGAAUACUCAUCGAAGACAAGAGCGUACUCAACCAAGACAAGCGCAAACGUCCUAAUAUUAAGAAGCUGGAGAGAGCUAUUGCAGAGUUGGAAAUGACCAGCAGAGCAGUUAAAGCAGCAGAUAUGCUUAAAUGCGCAUUUGAAGAUGCAGAGGCCAAGGGAAACCUACAUGAGGCUUACGAAUUCCAGAUGUUAUAUGUCGAAAUGCUCAUCUAUAUGGGACAAUGGGAUGCGGCUCUAACGUGCAAAUGCUUGGAAGAUCAGAGAAUUACUGAUGCACGUCGUCCACUUUUUAAGGCUGUAAUUAACAUAUUGUCAGAGAAGGUUAGUGAGGGCAAAAAAUAUUGGGAAGAAUUUAGAGAAAUCCGGGAAAAUAUGCGUUUACCAGAGACUUCGGAGGAGGACGGGCCCUAUAUUCUUGCAAACAACUUUGAUGAGUUCAAGAAGAUCGUCGAGUUGCUGCGACAAGAUAUCAAGAAUGCCAAGCCAGUAUAAUCAGAGCUAGCCUUCUUUUGUCUUCUACUUCAGUAACUCUUGCUAUUGUUGUAUGAAUUUGGUGCAGCCACUAAAAAUAAGUAUGACUCCUCAUGCCCCCUAAAUAAGAAAAUAAAUCCUUUCUUCAUAAGAGUGGGGAGAGGAACUUCAUAUGA